UUACGUCUUACAGAGUGACAGCAUUUCUAGCCUAUCCGAAACCCCAUCUGGAGGCUUUAAAUAACCUCCUCCAGACCUCUACGAUUGGACAGCUGCAUAACAGGAUUUGCCUGUCUUAGCAAGCAGGACUGUGGGAAAAGAGACAGACUGGUUUCAUAAGAAGCAGGGAGCCGCAUGAAAAGAGAUGGGAAAGUCUGAGGAUUAGGGGUGGGGAUAGCUCAAGACUGUGGAUGCAUGCAGAGAUGGAGGCUGUGUGGAUGUUGCAGGGAACCUAGGUAAGUAAAGAUACUUGUGGGCUAACAAUGUAUAGGAAGUGAGCUUCGUUUAGGAUUACAAGGAGAGAAGCACAAAAUCUGAGAAAGGAACAGAGAGUAAGGCAAAUCUGUGUUGUCAGUGAAGGAGCUGUGUGUGAAAACUAAAGAGGAUCUAUAUUUAUUUAUUUCCUUGGAGUGUGUAUGUAUGAAUGUGUGUAAUCUAUAGUGUGAGGGCAGUGUUGGGUAGGUUUAAGGCAGAUAUUUACAAGGCUAUGCAAUAAUAUCAGGGGAGUUGCUGUCCCCAAAAGGCUGGACAGUUGUUCAGGUGUUUUCAGAUGACAGCAGGUUUGGGUCAGCAUUGGGUGGACCUUGAUCUCGACCAGACCUGAGCAAAGACAUCAAGAAGGCAGAAGGGUUUCAUUUGGACAAAAAUGCCACUGGAUUCUGGCAGGCCAUCUGUUGUCGAUGAGAGCAUUUCACAGCCAACGUAGUUUCAAUAUUUGCUUCCCAAGCUCAGGUCCUCUCUGGCCCCCAGAGCAGCUUCAUGAGAAAGAGACUGUAUCGUUGCAAGGCACAGCCACACAGGGUUGGAAAGAGUGAGAAAAUGGCCACCUCCGAGGCAGAGACUGGAUCAACAACGCUGGCCAUUCCAAUCCAGACCAACCCAGCCUCUGAGGAGGCCGAUAACCCCACAAAAUCAGCUGAGCUGCCCAAUAUGGUACACUGUGGGACCAUUGAAGGGCUGCUCCAUCAUCUGGCACCUCAGGAAGCACACACCAGGGUGCCCCAAUGCUGGGAGGAAGCCUGGCAACAGGUCUUGCAGGCAUUGGGCACUCAGUCCUUGCCAUGUACUUUGAGUGGCAAAGAGCCACAAACUACAGAAUUUAACAGACCCACAAAGAGUCUGGAGUCAGCUGGUGCAUCUGAGGAGCUUGUCGCAGGAGUGGAUCCUUCUCCUGAGGUCAUGCCCAGCACACCUCCUUCACUGCAAAAUAUGUGGGCACGACAGCUUCACCUAGAGGGUGAUAUUAAAGCCUACCUGGAGGUCUUUGAGCAGGUGGCCUCCACCUACCACUGGCCCAGGCAGGAGUGGGUGGCCCAGCUAAUACCCCUCCUGAGCAGCAAAGCUGUUCCUGUUGGCUGCAUCCCAGAGCACAGCUUGGCUCCUGACUACAACCUGGUGAAGGAGAGGAUCCUGCAGCAGUACGGCAUCACCCCAGAAACACAACGCCAGUGCGUUGGAAAGAGUGAGAAAAUGGCCACCUCCGAGGCAGAGACUGGAUCAACAAUGCUGGCCAUUCCAAUGCAGACCAACCCAGCCCCUGAAGAGGCCGAUGACCCCACAAGAUCAGCUGAGGUGCCCAAUAUGGUACACUGUGGGACCAUUGAAGGGCUGCUCCGUCAUCUGGCACCUCAAGAAGCACACACCAGGGCGCCCCAAUGCUGGGAGGAGGCCUGGCAACAGGUCUUGCAGGCACUGGGCACUCAGUCCUUGCCAUGUAUUUUGGGUGGUGAACAACCACAAACCAAAGAAGUUAACAGUCCCCGAAAGAGUCUGGAGUCAGCAGAUGUAUCUGAGGAGCUUGUUGCAGGAGUGAAUCCUUCCCCUGAGGUCAUGCCCACCAUGCCUCUCUCGCUGCAAAAUAUGUGGGCGCUUCAGCUUCACCUAGAGGACGACAUUGAGGCCUACCUGGAGGUCUUUGAGCAGGUGGCCACUGCCUACCACUGGCCCAGGGAGGAGUGGGAGGCCCAGCUAAUACCCCUCCUGAGUAGCAAAGCUCUUCCCACUUGCCACGUCUCAGAGCGCAGCUUGGCUCCUGACUACAACCUGUUGAAGGAGAGGAUCCUGCAGCGGUACGGCAUCACCACUGAGACCCAACGCCAGUGCUUCCGGCAGUUCCAGUAUCAGGAGGCCAUGGGUCCCAGAGAGGCGCACCGGAAGCUCCAGAUGCUUGGCCGGCGCUGGCUGAAGCCAGAGAAGCACACCAAGGAGCAGAUUUUGGAGCUGCUGGUCCUGGAGCAGUUCCUGACAAUCCUGCCACCAGAAAUGCAAAGCUGGGUCCGGGGCUGUCGUCCUGAGACCUGUGCCCAAGCAGUGGAUCUUGCUGAAGGUUUCCAGCUGGGAAAUCAGUCACCAGUACCAUUCAGAGACAUCUGCGUAAAGUUCACCAGUGAAGAAUGGGGCUUGCUAUCCAAGGAGCAGCAGGUGCUGUAUCGUGAUGUCACACUGGAGAAUUUCCAGAACGUGUCCACACUGGGGAUUACUGAGCAAAAACCUGAGAUAAUCUCCCAGAUACAGCAAGGGGGAGAACCAUAUUUCCAGGAUGAUGCUAAAACCAUAAUAAAAAGAGAUUCACUAGAGGUUCCAUUCACAGGAAAUGCAGUGCUUCUAGGCCUUAAGGGCCUGCUGUCAGAAAAGAGGGCUUUGGCACAAAGAGCUAGGAUGGCAAUAAAGGAACCGGUCACAGCAAUGGGAGCAACUCAGGAUAAUUCAAUCACAGUCAACAUUUUGGACAAUCAGUCCCCCACCUCUGAGAAGCAGCCUCCUCAGUCUCCCAAGCUGGGGCUUGUGAAGUCACCCCCAACCAGAACCCGGCCCACAAAAAGGCAGAUGCCAGCCCCAAAGGGUAAAACCUCCAAAAGAAAGAAACAGCAACCAGCUAUGACAGGUGAGCCUGCUUCUAGGAAAAAGUGUCCGCAAUCUCCAUCACAGGGAGAAACUUCCAAAAGGCAGAAAUCUGACACCACGGUGGUUUCAACUGGCAAGCAAAAGAAGAGGCCAGUAUCUCCAGACAGGCCACCAAAGCUGAAGAAGCAGUCAGUAUCGCUAGCUGAAGUCCCCAAACUGAGGAAUAAAACUGAGGCACCAGGUGAGCCCCCCAAACUGAAGAAGGAACCACCAUUAUCCGAUGAGGUUCCACUUCUGAAGGAGAGCCAGUGUCAGCAGAAGGAGCAGCAGAUGCCUCCCUUCAAGGUCAAACUCCAUGAGGCUGCCACCAUCCCAGUCAUCACGUGGCAUCCGCCAUUCAGUUCCACUGUAAACUCGGAUCUCACGUGCCUGGAUUGUGGGCGGUCAUUCAAGCAGAGGGCCGACUUGCGCCACCAUCGGUACGUCCACACGAAGGAGAAGCCGUACGCAUGCAAACUGUGUGAGAAGUGCUUCAGGCACCCGAGCAACCUGCACAUCCACUUGCGGACACACAGUGGUGAGCGGCCAUACCAGUGCUUAGAGUGCGGGAAGGCCUUCACUCAGAGCUGCAACCUCCGGACCCACAGCCAGAUCCACAGCGGCAACAAGCCAUAUCGCUGCUUUGUGUGUGGCAAAUCCUUCUGCCACAGCUCCAACCUCACCAUCCACCAGCGCAUACACACCGGGGAGCGCCCCUUCCCCUGCUCCGUCUGCCCCAAGCGCUUUUGUGACCGAUCCUCCUUGGUACAGCACGAGCGCACGCACACGGGCGAGAGGCCCUAUGCUUGCUGUGUGUGUGAACAGAGGUUCAGCCAGAUAUCACACCUUAUAAAACACAGCCGAGUGCACCCAGGAGCCAGAGGGCCCCCUUGCACUCAAAAGUCCUCAGAAGCUCGCUCUCUGAGCCCCCAAAAGAGCUGCCUCAUGCAGUCAAAUGCAAAAAACUCCUUCAGAAUAAUACCAGCCAAGCAGAAGCAGAUUCUGACCUGGAUCUCAAAGACGUGGGCCCGCUCCUCUAGCACUAGCCCUCCUCGGAACUGUACUGGCCAAACAGACAACACCACUCAAGAAUAGGUGAAACAGAAAAGGCAGUGGGUCAGGGUGGACAAAAUAAAUGGCAGACAGGGGCAGUCUUGAUAGGAACUACGAGAAAUGGAGAUCCAGCCUCUGAAACAAUCUCUCUGGAGCAAGAGGACAUUUCUACUGUGCUCUCCAUGUUGAUGCCUCCCAGAUACGGUACAGAGGUGGGUGGGUGGGUGGAAUAUCCUCCAGGACUGGAAGGUGUAUUGCAUUAAAGACCUGCCAGGAUCACCAUUCCUGACAGAUUCUCACAGAUUUCCUUCAUUCUCCUCACCCCAGAACAGAAUCAUUGGCAUCUAUGGGUGCCCAGCGGGGGGAGCAAAGGGGCAGAUCCCCCUCCCUGGAUUGAGCCAAUGGUGCCACACUACUACUUGAUUGUUAUUAACAUACUUUGUAUGUGCAUCUUUUGCCAACCUUCCCACCCCCCACCCCUGAAAAAAGUCCUGUGAAUGUCCAUGUUGGCAUCAAUUGGAGCUUCCCUCCCAGGAAAAAUAGCAGUCAUGGUGGGAACAAUCCAGAUCAGGACUGGAAGGGGAAAGGUUACCUUCCCCUCCUCACACACUAUGGUCCCAAUCUCGAUCUCCCCGCUCCCCCACCGCCAUUCCAAAAAUAAAAAGUGAGCAUGCAGUGCCAAAUGACAUGUAUGAGCUAGGAGAAAACCUUUUUGUGGACUCAUUGGUAAUGCUGUUCUAUACUCAUCUGCUCCUGUUUCAAUACUGGCAUUCUAUUCCCGUAACCAGAAUUUGUCCUUCAGCUUUAUGGUCUCAACACAUAUCCUUCAAGUUGGGAAGGGGGGUGCCUGUGCGUGUGCAUGCCAAGAAUGAUUAUAAUACAUGCCAAUGGAGCUUUGUGAAUGUAUCCAGUUGCUUUGCUGAAAUUUGUGCCCUCAGAUUCUCCAGAGAAUGGAGAGUUCUUCAGCCAUUUCAAAUUGGAAACGAGAGGUACAGAUGAGAUAAAUGGGCAUAUGUUUGAUGAAUUUAUAUCCUCAUUUUGCAUCUUGCCUGUUGGGCACAGGCAGCUCAUGGCUGUGUGUAUAUGCAGGAACAUAAGAAGAGCCUUGCUGGAUUAGACCAAAGGUCCAUCUAGUCCAGCAAUCUGUUUUCCAUAAUGGCUCAUCCAAUGCCUUCAAGAAGUCCAUAAACAGGGCAUGAAGGCAAUAGCCUUCCCUUGCUAUUGCCCUCCCAGCAGUUAGUACUGAGGUAUACUGCCUGUGAACAUGGAGGUUCUAAAUAGCCAUCAUGACCAAUAGCCAGUGUUAAACCUUUCUGCCUCCAAAAAUUAGACUAGGCUCCCUUUAAAGGCACCCUCCUCGGUCAUCUCUUUGCAACUCCUUUCCUUGGGAGAUUCAUCAGAAUCCUAGCCUGAGCAUAUACAAGAAGCAGUGUAACACUUUUCUGUUCUAGCAAGCCUUUGGUACUUCGGAAGAGGCAGAUAGGAGGAGAUAUUUUAAUCUAUAAUAUUCUAUUUAUUUUUUUAAUAACUUAACAGUUCUAAGCAUCCGGAAUAGGAUGCAAAAUCUUCUGAAAUAAAUGAUAAAACAAUACAGGGGGCAAAGACCAUUUUGGGAGGCUUGGGGUUCAUCAGAAGUAUUGACAAGUAUAAUGCAUAUCAUGAGAUGAACUAAUGGGUUAUAUAAUAAAUACAUUAAUUGUAAUGUAUGUAUUAUACAUUACAUAUGCAAACAUAAUACAUAUACAAACCCGUAAUUGUAACAGCUUUGUGAAUAGCCUCUCCCUUGAUGACCUAGGACUAGGGAGAUGAGGGACUGAGCCAUGAAGCCCACCAUCUCUCAGCCUUACCUACCUCACAGGGUUGUUGAACGGAUAAAAUGGCAGCAAGAUUAUUCCUGAGCUCCUUGGAGGAAAGGUGGGAUGAGCACGAAAUAAAAUACUUGAAUAAAAAUUGCCUCCAGGCAAUCAGACAGAACUAGAUUUUCCUUCUAGGCUAGGCCAUCCUAUAGAAGCUGGAACCAAUUGUGGAUGGAUUAAGUGGAGGCAAAGUGGACUGUAUGAGUUGGGAGAUGAGCACUGAUAAAUCACAACUCUUUGCUCUUAUCCCUGAUCUUGAAAUACUUCUAUUUGAAGCAUAAGCAGCUAGACUUUAAAAAAGGAACUGAAUAAAAUGCCCAAGAAAUGACUUGUAAAGCCUAAAGUGUGUGAUGGAAAACAGAAAUAAAUGAUUUGAUGCAUCAAACAGAGGCUACGGUACAACUUUAUGUCAUUAUGAUUGUGUCUCCCAACUCUUGAAGAGUAAUAAAGAAUAAAAAUAUUAUUGUUAUUACAAUUAA
Messenger RNA from Hemicordylus capensis (graceful crag lizard), 6310 nucleotides. RefSeq lists its product as uncharacterized. Bases 799 to 4017 code for a protein of 1072 amino acids. Gene Ontology annotation, biological process: regulation of transcription by RNA polymerase II. Gene Ontology annotation, molecular function: DNA-binding transcription factor activity; RNA polymerase II cis-regulatory region sequence-specific DNA binding. The transcript is spliced from 5 exons. Lineage: Eukaryota; Metazoa; Chordata; Lepidosauria; Squamata; Cordylidae. The record is from RefSeq and is a predicted model, not a curated record.